AUGAAGGGACUCAGAAGUCUGGUGGCAACAACGUUGGCCCUUUUCCUGGUGUUUUCUUUCGUGGGAAAUUGCAGCGGUGCGCCCCAGAGACUCAUGGAGAGAAGGAACUGGACCCCCCAGGCCAUGCUCUACCUGAGGGGCGCGCAGGGGCGCCGCUUCAUCUCCCACCAGAGCCGGAGGAAGGACGUCGCCGAGCGGCCCCCGCCGGAAAGGCGAAGCCCAAAUCCCCAGCUACUAACUCUUCCAGAAGCAGCCCCUGUGUUGAUGGCCCCCUUGCAAACCCACAGGAAGUUGGAGAAGGAACCUGAGCAAAUGAGAUUCGUAGAAGACAAUCUGCUGUACUGGUGAAAACAUACCAGAUGACACUCAAUUGUGGUUCUGUUCUCAUUGAAAACGUGGACCAUGUGAAGAAAACCCUUGGAUUCUUUUGACUUUAUUUGUAACACUAGGACCAGGCCCAGCUCAUUUUAUUGUUUCAGAAGCAAAAGUAGUGUAGAGGGUUCUUAGCUGAGAACAUCAUUGCCUUUGGUCCUUGCUUCAGAUCUAUUUGGAUUACCUUGUGUCUUACUGCCAAACCUUUUAGAGCAUUUAUAAUUAUAAGCCUGAAGCCUGUUGGAGCAUUUUUCUUUUCUGUUACAAGUAUCCAUCUUGAUCUAAUAAUUCUUAGUUGUCUGCUUGGUCUUGUCACUCAGCAGUGAAUCUCAUUUCCUUUUUUCCCCUUUGCCCAUCUCCAUGGAGGGUGGGCGGGGGAAGCAUGGCAGGUUGGGGAGCAGAGUGUGGUUCCUUUAGUAGUUGAUCCAGGAGAGGGAAGUUGUUGGGACGGGAAACAGGAAGGAAUGAUGACAGGGAAGAAGCCCUGUGAUAAGAACAUUUUAGUGUGGUUGCUGAAAGGGGACAAUCGAUUGGUGAGGCUGGUGGAAGGUUCCACAGCGGAGAGCUCUCCCCUGUGCUCUUCGGGCAUCUCCCUAAAGUGAGUUUACAAACAGGGAUCUAAAAGUUACUGGGAAAUAAGGAGAUGGAAACACAUUGCACUCCUGUGUAUAUUGUCCAAAAGGUACAAACUAGUUUUUCAGAGGUAACCCAUUGUUCAUGGCUAAAUAGAUGCAGACUCUGCUAACUCUGACUAGAGCUCUAGGCUUUAUUUGACGCUGAAACAUUACAUAAGGCACCUUGAUAAUGUUAAGUGCACGAUAAUAUCCCUAAUGUGCUCCUUUUCAAAGUCAAUUUGGUUCAAUUCAAAACUAUCUGAAAAAAAAAAUGCACACACACCCUUACAGCAAGCAUACAUAACAUAUUUAUGUAACAUUACAAUAUAACCAUCAUGUUAAUUAUUUUUGGCCUAAUUAACUGAGUCGCUGAUAAAUGUCAUAGGUGGAAGGUAUUGUUACUUCUCAGUGUCAUCAGUAUUGAGCCAUUAUUUAGUAGUAGCUAAAGAAUAUCUAUGUGGAUGUCUUUGUAACUUGUUAUUUUAUUUUCAUUGUGUUAAGUAGUGAAAACCCUGCUUAUAAGAUUUUGCCUGUGUCUUGUCUCAUAAUUGAAUAAUGAAACUAUAUUCAAGUUAAUGUAACAUUGAUCUCCAUUGGAAAAAUAAUAUGCUAGCAUUAAAAAAAUCUAUGGGGUACCUGUCAUUGGUUAUGAUUUGAUUUUAAAGUAGAUUUUUCUAGACAGCACAUUUGUGCACUUUAUUGAGAAUUCUUUUAUUCAUCUGACAUAGACUUGUUCAUAUUGGCUAUUUAAACAUUGUGCCUAUUCCAAAAACACAUUUCAACUCUGUCAUACGGAAUGAUCCUUCCCACAGCUAUCUAGAACAACGUCCAGUAUUUCACACUAAAACAAGAGUUUCAAAACCUUCUAAAUGACCGAUACCUGUUAAAAUAUCAGCCCCAAGCAGUACAGGUACUUGAAGUCCUUGGAUGUUCUCCUGCCCAACCGAUCUGCUGAUUUCACGGUAGUCACGUAAAGGCCCCUAUGCCCAGUCUGCUAUAACUUUUUAUCUCAGGGUGUCUUUGCAACUCUCUUGAGUUCUUUUUCAAAACUGAAAUGAACAUGUCAGAAGUGAUCAGAAAUGUUCACAUUGUAUGGCUUGUCUUUUAAAAUUGGGAUAUAUCUGUCUCCAGUGGAUAUCCAUGUGCCAGAAUACCCCUCCCUCCAGGCUGGACUUGCAGCCACAGUCUCAGUUGUCCUCACGCCCUUUGCCUGGGUCGCCUAUGUUCCCUGGGGCUG
Messenger RNA from Manis javanica (Malayan pangolin), 2223 nucleotides. The record is from RefSeq and is a predicted model, not a curated record. NCBI's taxonomy places the organism in Eukaryota, Metazoa, Chordata, Mammalia, Pholidota, Manidae.